AUGACGAAGAAGAGUCCGAAGAGAGUUCCAGGCUUAGCGAAGAAGAGUCUGAAGACGGACAAAGUUCAGAUGCCUACCUCAAAAGGUAAUGCUGCAAGUGCCGUAUCGACGUCAGUUUCAGGCCGUCAGACCAUAGGUGCCGCAGCUAAAGCAGCCGCUUCAAGCAGUACUGCUCAGCCUAUCCGAGCAUCGACUUCACCUUUGCAAGCUGCCGGGAUCUACAUCGAUGACGACGGCUACGUGGAGUACCUUGACCCGGGCGAGAAGGUCUUCCAGGAAGGUCUCGACCAUGACGAGUACAGCCGAUUGGGUAUGCGUCUGCAAGACGAUGGAUAG
Molecule: messenger RNA, 336 nt
Organism: Ascochyta rabiei
Lineage: Eukaryota; Fungi; Ascomycota; Dothideomycetes; Pleosporales; Didymellaceae
Exons: 2
Coding region: 1-336 (111 amino acids)
Source: RefSeq, a predicted model, not a curated record